CUAUAUAUAGAGACAUAGAGGCAUCUCUUUAAUUAGCCCAAGCUACCAACAUACCCAAUUUAGAAUAUCAGCACGCUUUAAAGCUCCAAUAUCCAACUUCGUCAAUGGCUCCUGUACUCAUUCCUCCCAUCAAGAUCGGCCACAUAGAUGAUGUUCAAGAGCUGACAAAGGUUAGACCAACAACGGUCCCAGAGAGGUAUGUCCGAAACAUGGCUGAGCGGCCAACGGUACCCACCUUCUCAUCCCCAUCUCAAUCCCUGGACAUUCCAGUUAUCGAUCUUUCUAAGCUUGUUCAAGGCGGUGAUGAUGAAGCAGCUCGGAGAGAACUAAUGAAGCUCGCUGCCUCCUGUGAGGAGUGGGGCUUUUUUCAGGUUAUAAACCACGGGAUUGACAAGGAUCUGCUGGAGCGUAUAGAAAAGGUGGCAACGGAUUUCUUCAUGUUACCACUGGAGGAGAAACAGAAAUAUCCAAUGGCACCAGGGACCAUCCAGGGCUAUGGCCAUGCCUUUGUGUUCUCGGAGGAUCAGAAGCUGGACUGGUGCAACAUGUUGGCUCUUGGGGUUGAGCCUCACUACAUUAGAAACCCAAAACUUUGGCCGACAAACCCAGCUAAAUUCAGUGAGACUCUUGAGAUGUACUCAACAAAAGUAAGGAAGCUAUGCCAGACUCUACUGAGAUUCAUAGCCAUGACCCUGGGCUUGAACCAGGAUACGUUCAAUGAUAUGUUCGGGGUGUCUGUGCAAGCAGUGAGAAUGAACUACUACCCACCAUGCUCGAGGCCUGAUCUCGUGUUGGGUCUGAGUCCACACUCAGAUGGAAGCGCCCUAACUGUGUUGCAGCAAGGCUUAGGUAGCUCAGUUGGCCUUCAAAUCCUCAAGGACAACACCUGGGUGCCUGUUCAACCCGUGACAAAUGCUCUUGUCAUCAACAUAGGGGACACCAUGGAAGUUCUCACAAAUGGGAAGUACAAGAGUGUUGAACACAGAGCAGUGACACACAAGGAGAAGGACCGACUCUCAAUUGUCACUUUCUACGCUCCAAGCUAUGAGAUCGAGCUCGGCCCCCUGCCCGAGUUGGUGGACGACAACCAUCCUUGCUUGUAUAGAACAUACUACCAUGGAGAAUACAAUCGCCACUACGUCACUAACAAACUGCAAGGGAAGAAAACUCUGGAAUUCGCCAAGAUUCAGACGACCAAGAUCUCAACUUAAGAUCCCACUCCUCGGUCCUCACCACACCACCUAUUAGAUUUUUAUGUGAAAAUAUGACAUACUGGUAGUAGUGUUGGUAGUUUGAUUUCAACUCUUGUGAAUAGGGUAGAGCCGAAAACAAAAAGCAUAGGUUCUGUACUUCAAAUCAGUCUACAUCUUUCAUAGGUAUUACUGUUUUAUGUAACUUUUCCUUUGUACAUUUCACGACUAUUAAUGGACGACUGUGGAGCCGCUUGCCUAUAUAAAACU
Nelumbo nucifera (sacred lotus) is the source of this 1460-nucleotide messenger RNA. Its product is annotated as protein LATERAL BRANCHING OXIDOREDUCTASE 1-like. NCBI's taxonomy places the organism in Eukaryota, Viridiplantae, Streptophyta, Magnoliopsida, Proteales, Nelumbonaceae. The record is from RefSeq and is a predicted model, not a curated record.